AUGCAGGACAGUGCGCGUGCUAACCAGGUCUGUGACCGUUGCCGGAGGCGCAAGAUCCGAUGUGCUGGUGACGGAAGUAGCGUGAGUCUUGAGUAUUCGGUUGUUUUACCUGGCCAUCCGUUCUCUGACCGACCACAGGCCCGUUGUACGCCUUGCACAACCGCACAGGUUCCUUGCCUUAGGUCAACUGCGUUGAAACGAAACCGAAAGCGUAAAAGCUUUUACGAGAACGAGGCCAUACAAGAGCGACUUCUGGAGCAACAUCAAGACAAUGAAGCCGUCGAAAAUGGCCAAUCGCUGGCUGCUUCAGCUGAACAGGCACGACAUCGACCAGCCACUUUUGCUCAUGACUUGAUCUUGCAACAAGCAUCGCCACGGCGACAUGCUGAGCAAGGGACAAAGGAUCUCGGGAGCACGCCUUCUCUGGCGCCUGCCCGGGGUUCUCAGCAUGCGACGUCGACGCCGCGUGAUUAUCAGAGCCGUCCAGUCUCCAAACUUAGCCCUGCAGACCCAGUUGUCGGCCAUAUGGGUCGCCUAGUCCCAAAUGAUGGCGGUGUCUCCUUGUUCGCAGGGUCUACCUCAGGUGUUCAUUUUGUCAGCCAGACUGAGCAGACGAUGCAGCAGCUCAGACUGAGCACAAACCAGUACCCCAACAGCGCCUACAGCUUGCAUCUGCACAGUGUGGCCAGGCUCGGCACUCAGGAAGACGACCUAACUCUUAUCGCGAACAUCGUUCCCCAGAUCCAGAGCAACGCCAUCACAGUCAUAGAGUCAACCAUCGACUUUUUAACACCACUGUAUCCCGCCAUACACAAGCCCAGCUCCUUGCCAGUCUAUCGACACCUACUCGUGGGGUCGGGUUGCAAAUACCCUCUUGUACAACUGUAUCAAGUCCUCCUGCUCUUGGCAAUUGGGAGUAUCGCAACACCAUCACCGUCAUGUAGCAGACGACACUCGCACUUACUGUGCCACGCCGAGUACUAUUAUUCACUAGCGACCGUCAUAAGCGCUAGAGCAAUGACCGUGUCCUGCCUCGAAACCCUCCAAGGGCUUGUUCUUGCUCAAAUCUACUUGCAAGUAUCGAGUCGCGGAGAAGAAGCGCUUCAACUUGGUGGUGUUGCCACGAGAAUGGCGCAAAGUCUAGGACUCCAUCGACACUCUGCUCGCUUCAAGAUGAGUCCACUUGAGACGGAGAUGCGGAGACGGCUGUGGGGUUGCCAGUCUACCCUAGAUACAUUUGCAAGCACAUAUCACGGUAUGCCACGCUUGAUCCGCACCCAAGACGUCGACGCAGACAACCCGACGCCCGUGGACCACGACCAGAUGAGUGCGUCACAGAUAGCUUUCCCCCUCCCGGGAGAGCGAUCUGAGAUAGACUAUGCAAUUUGCACUUUCUCGAUCGCACGCACCCUUGGAAAGACUCUUGAGCGUCUCUACACGACGACAGACCGUCGCGGCGGUGUCGACAAGAUCCACCAGCUUCGGGCGGAGGUCGAACUUUGGACGAGGACACUACCUUCAGAAGUGAACGAUGACGAGUAUUUCAACACAAUCAGUCCACAUCAGCACGGAAGAACUCCAACAGGUACAGACACUGCACAAUUACACAACUGCGAGGGCCAGCUGGGCCAAAUUGAGUUCUCGACGGCUCAACACUCAGCUCCUGGAGCCUCGGCUCUUAGAGGGUCUCUUGGGGCGAUGCUCUUGCGGAUCAUCAAACGCAUCACAACUAUCCACAUUCACCGACCAGCACUAGCAUUCACAAGCUCAAAUCCCCAAGUACUUGAGUCUUUACGGACGUGCACCUCGGCAUCAGGUGACCUUAUCCGAAUUAUGGAUUGGAUCACCACGAACCAGAGCGAGGAUGCACGUCACCCACCCUCGGUUGAAACCGGAAGAACCGGGCCCACAAACACAAAUGGAAGCCCCGACAUACUACGCAAACGUCUCUUCCUGUCAUCACUAUAUCCCAAUGGGGUGCACAUGCUGUGGCAAGCCGGCCUGACGAUCCUCUUCUCGAAAUGGAAGGGCCAUCCGAUCGAGGCCUCUAGCACAACAACACAAGGCUUUCAAGACGCCUCGUCAGACACUGGGUAUCAUCUCGUCCUCAAGUGCGCAUCCACCAUGCGCAGUAUCUCGGACUUGUGCGACGACGACGACGACGACGCACCAUCUGCUCAUGGUGGACACAACUCCAACGGCGUCAACAUAUGCGCUGAUAUUCUGGAACAGCUUGCCAGGAAGACAUUCCCAAAUGCCCACUCGCCACAUGUAAUUUCUUGGACGAACAGCGACGGCAGGAAUGAUGGUGCCAACACGACUGAGCACCAACAACAGCACAUGGCUUCUCAGAAAUCUAAGCAGAGUGCUUUGGACAAUCAAACUGGCCACUACGCCGAGUGGCAACAGCAGGAGUCGCCCAGCUGGGACCUAUGGGACUGGCCGAUGGCAUCUGCUCUGGAUCUGGCUAAUAUUUUGGACGCCUUGCCGUUUGAAAUGUCUAUGGAGGAAGACCUCGGGACGAUGCAGCAUAGGCCUUGAAUCGCUUUUCAAGCUUUCCAAUAGCUGGUCACAAAUGGACCAAUUGUCCCUGAUGUCAUGAUAUGCAUAUCCGACUAGUUCAACUAAUGGGUGAGAAUAAUACCUGG
Molecule: messenger RNA, 2648 nt
Organism: Microdochium trichocladiopsis
Lineage: Eukaryota; Fungi; Ascomycota; Sordariomycetes; Xylariales; Microdochiaceae
Product: fungal-specific transcription factor domain-containing protein
Exons: 5
Coding region: 1-2541 (846 amino acids)
Biological process (GO): regulation of DNA-templated transcription; DNA-templated transcription
Molecular function (GO): DNA-binding transcription factor activity, RNA polymerase II-specific; DNA binding; zinc ion binding
Source: RefSeq, a predicted model, not a curated record